UCAGUAGAGCAUGACUAGCCGCGUAGUUAAGUGACAAAGCUAUUCUGUCUUUUCUACAGACCAUAUAGGAAUCACUUACGGAGGUUAUUUAAUGAUGUCAAUUCUUUCCAAUUUGGAUUAUAGAUUACAAUGCUUGCAGACCUUAGCCCCAGAAUACGUUUUCCGUCACCAAACGAAUGGGAAUUCAAUUUCACAAUGCAGAGUCAUUCAGCAUAAAGGUUGCGGAGAAAACACUGUUUUCUAUGGUGUUACAUGUAAGCAGGAUCAAUGUUGUGCUUGUAGAAAGAGACAUUUACAUGAUCUUUUCACAACAGUUCAUGGCAAUGUGGUUUACGGACUGAAAAAUCAUUUUAUCAUAAUCUUUGACUCUAAUUUUUCCUCAUUGAUGCAACAGUACUUAGCCCACAGUGAUAUUAUUGGCACCAUAAGAAGAGUGGAAAUCUUUGAAAGACGUGCCAUUAUGUUAGAAAUACAAUCGGAUAUCAGAAUGUUUAGCACUUAUAUGGUUUGCCAUGAAAUAUUAUCCAAAGUUUUUACAAAGGCUCAAUCUCUUUUCAAUCUUAUUGACGUUGCUGUAUGCGACACAGAGAAAUGUUCGUCAAUUUUACAAAAUAAGAAACGCAAAAUGGAGGUCCAUAUUGCUAGGCUACAGAGAUAUGAACACCGAUAUGAAAAAUCAGCAAUUAAACCAACACAGUUCAUUUCGUUUAUUAAAACUAGCUUGUCAAAAAUUGAUGGGAGGCUUAAUCUUGCACGGUUUAGUCACCUCUCCUGGAAUGAAUCAUUUAACAGGAAUAAUCUAAUGCAACUUUUUAGUCUAGAUAGAGUCACACAGGGGGGAAACGAAGUGCACCUGGUGACUCUCAGUUUGAAUUGAUGCCGAAAUCCGCGUUUCAGUCCAAGCAAUGCACGUUGACAGACACAUUUGGUUGUUUACACAUUUCACAUGUGAGACCAAACAUGUUCUGGGUCAGUGACCAUAGAAACAACCUCAUCCUAUUUGACGCGAACGGUAAUCCUCAACCUGAUUCAUAUAUUAAAGUAUAUGAUGAUGUUCAGGAUUUAACUGGAGCACAUACAGUGAACAAAAACAAUAGUUUGAUUUAUAUUGAUACAGAUAACAACAUUAUGCGCUUUUCAAAUGGCAAUACAUACACAGUAUACCAAAAAAAUGCAAACAGUGUAUGGCGAUAUAGAUGUGUAUAUAGCUCACUGUUAUCUGGAAAUUUGCUGAUCGGAAUGAGUAACAAGGAUUCAACCUGUAGCAAAGUAACCCAGUAUAAAAUCAAGAGUAACUGUUUAGGACAUCUCAUACAAACAAUACAAUACGACAACGCAGGAACUGAUUUAUAUGUUGGGCCUUGCUACAUAACAGAGAAUAACAACGGGGAUAUCGCUGUGUCUGAUUUGAAGAAUGGUGUAGUUGUAACAAAUAGUGAAGGGAGACAUCGUUUUACAUUUAACCAAGAUCCAUCCGGAAUUGUCAUAAGCCCAAAGGGAAUUUGUACUGAUCCAAUGUCACACAUAUUAGUUUGUGUUCGUCAUGAAGUAAUGAUGUUAGACAAGGAUGGUGUAUUUCUAUCAUAUAUUCUUUCGAUGCCACUAGAACUCAUGAAAAUAGCAAACAGUCUGAGUUUCGAUUUCAACACUCAUUGUCUAUGGGUCGGAUCAGUAAGUGACGGAAGAGUGCAUGCCUUCAAAUAUCUAAAACGGCCUGACGCUUUGUUGGAUGAAUGAGCAGUAACAAAACAACUGUAACUGAUGACCUGUCUAGAAGCAGACUAUGCUUAUAGACCAUGCAUCUAUAGACAUUGUGCUAACUGAUUACUUAUUUAUAUAUUUUAAACACAUCUUUUAAAAUGCAUCUUUCUCAAAUCACACUUGUGACAAAUCAGUUAAUGUUGUAAAGGAAGAAUGUAAACAUUUCUAACAAAAGUCCUAUUGUAACCGGCGACCAGAUGGAGAUGAUAUACAUGUAACUACUCUACAUCGGUGAUACUGUAAAAAUGCAAGUAUCACUGUUUCCCUCAGUUCUUUUAUUUUUUCUGAAUUUUAAGUAACCCAUAGAAGCAUUUUCCUUUUCAGAUCCUUUCAUUACUCCAUUUACGUAGGGCACUGGUUUGAUAACAGUUUCUUUUUCGUUUGUUUCUCGACUUAUUGUCAUACAUUUUGAUAAUCUAUCAUAUAUAAGAACAUACUUGAAUUCAAUUAUUUAUAAUUUAUUUCAAGUGUAGUACAUGUUUUCUCUCUAUAUAGUGCAUGUUUAUAUGAAAAUACCUUUUUUUUUCAUGAGGAGCUUACCAAAUAUUUGUGGAGGUAAACUUAUUCCCCUCUCUUAUACAAGACUAAUAUCUAAGACACCGUAGGAAUUUAUAUAUGUCUAUUGAUAUCAACACGAAUGAAGAUGUGUUCAUAUGUGUUAUGUUCUUCUUAAUAUUACAAUAAACUAAAGCUAGCCAUUGAUAAAACUUUA
Molecule: messenger RNA, 2473 nt
Organism: Magallana angulata
Lineage: Eukaryota; Metazoa; Mollusca; Bivalvia; Ostreida; Ostreidae
Exons: 3
Coding region: 877-1737 (286 amino acids)
Source: RefSeq, a predicted model, not a curated record